Messenger RNA from Dracunculus medinensis (Guinea worm), 2046 nucleotides. The record is from the annotation of a GenBank genome assembly. Lineage: Eukaryota; Metazoa; Nematoda; Chromadorea; Rhabditida; Dracunculidae.
AUGAUUGCAAAUACGGCAACAAUUACGUCGUCAAGUGAUGAUUAUUUAAUUCCACUAUCUGAUAAUGAAUUUGGCAUUAUGGAAAAUAAUAUGGAUACACAAACUGUAGCACAGACUGAUUUAUCCAACGAAGAACAUGUAUACGCUAAUGUUCGUGAAAUGGAAGAAGCAAGUCGAAGAUUUGAGCAACCGCCCAUACCUGACGCUAAUCAAGUUCCAAUACGAGAUCUUGGGAAUGGUUGGCUCGAAUUUUUCACUGAAACUGGAAGGUCAUAUUUUUUUAAUCCGGAGUCGAAUAGAUGUCACUGGAAACCUCCGCGAUUCUUGAAGCCACCCAAUGAAGUUGCAUCGUUGAUAAAUGGUGAAGAUCUGCCAAAAGUUACUAUUCCUGCUAUUCAUCGAGAUUCAGAUUCUCAUGAAGAUGACUCGAUGGCUUCUGGCUCUGCUACAGAAUCACCACUUACUACAGCAAAAUCAUUAAAUGAUAUGUUAGAAAGUAUGGAUUCUGGUAUAAGUCGAGCAUCAGUUAAUAUUAAGAAUAAAAUUAUGGAAAAAAGAAUGUCUGUUCAAGCAAUAGCUCGCGAAGUUGCUCAACGAGUUGAAGCUUUCAAAUCGAAUGAAGAACUUGCUAUUAACGAAGCAGCAAAUUUACUUUCGAAACAAAGUGGUCCAUGUUCCAGCGAUUCAUCCAUUCCAUCAAAUCGUCAACAAGCGAAACGUUCACAAAAAUCUAUCAGAUCUGGAGUGAGAGUAAAGAAAAGAGAAUGGUCUUCAUGUUAUCUUUUCCUUUCAUCGGCCCAUAUUAUUUUUUAUAAAGAUGAAAAAAGUGCUGAGAAGUCUGGUCGACACUAUGAGGCUCCGCUAGGUAUGUGUGAUUUGCGUGGCGCUUCUAUUAAGUGGGUUGAUGAGAAGGAUAAAAGGCGGAAGCAUAUUUUUCAGCUGGAGCUCAUCGAUGGAACGGUUUAUUUCUUUAGCACACUUAGCAGUCAGGAUAUCAAUGAGUGGUUCAGUGCUUUACAACAAGUUAUUUCAUCCUUGCCUCGUCCUGAUACUUAUCCAACACCAGUGCUGGAAAGAAGUACUACUGGCAUUGUACGGAGCGGAAGUAGCAUAUCACAUUCAUCCGCCUUUGGAAAUAUGCAAACAAGACGAUCCAUUAAAAGAAUGGCUAAGGGUCAAAGUAAAGAGCAAGUUUCAAACAUCAUUGUAAUGGAAAAAGCUUCAAAAUCAGUAGGAGUGGAAGAAGUAAGACCGACUCGUGAUUCAAUUAUCGAAAAACUUAAAAGAUUUUUUCGUUCGCGGCCAACUAUCGAAAGUUUAAAAGAAAAAGGAAUAUAUAAACCAGAACCUGUAUUUGGUAGUACGCUGGCAGCGAUUUGUCAGCAUGAGCAGACUACUGUUCCUCGUUUCAUACAAAUGGUUACUGAAGUAAUUGAAUCGAAAGGAAUUGAAACAGAUGGUCUUUAUCGUGUUAGUGGAAAUUUAUCUGCAAUUCAAAGGAUUCGUUGCCAGGUUGAUCAAGAAAAAUACUCGACCUUAUUAGCAGAAGAUGAUGUUCACGUGCUUACGGGUUCACUUAAGUUAUUUUUUCGAGAAUUAUCAGAACCGAUUUUUCCUUCUGCUUUAGCGAAAGAUUUUAUCCAUGCAAAUAGACUACCGAAUGGUGAAAAUAAGAUAAAAGCAUUCGAUGAAUUAUUAAAGAAAUUACCACUUGUCAAUCGUGAAACAUUGAAAGUGUUGUUUGGUCAUUUAAUGCGGGUUGCUUCACAUGCAGAUAAAAAUCGCAUGGAAAUACAUAACCUUGCUAUCAUGUUUGGGCCGUCAUUAUUCAGUAGUGGCAAUGAAUCAGGUGGUAUCGAUCCGAAGAGGUCUGCUAACAAAAAGAAAGGCGUUGAUAAAAAAUUAAAGGAUAAACCUUCACAAAUUCAAAGUAAUUCGCACCUUGCUUUCAACAUGAUUAUGCAAGGCCAAACUGUUGAAUAUUUGCUCAAAGAAUUUCGUCGCUUUGCUGUAUUUCAAGAAUCAGCGGUUACUAGUGUAGUUUAA